UGAAACCGCAUAUUGAGGUGCCAAAAGCAUUUGAGUAAAUAUUUCUGUGUUUUUGACCACUACGCGCAGUAUUCUCUAUGCUCGGAGCUGACCAUAUUUAUAGAAGGUGCCUUUCGUUUGACACUUCAUUGCAACAUGAACGUUUUACUCAUCCACAUGGGCUCGCUCCUGUUUUUCUGCUGGGCGAUUACCCUGCUUCUGCCUGGCUGCCUGGGCGACUUGCAACCUGCUUUGCAUUUCAAUCAGACCUCUGUUGGCCAUAAUAGUACGUCUGCGGAAUUACGUCAGUACACAUGUGGUACGACAACAACUGUGUUUGUUAGCCCAGGCUACCAGGGUCGCUUUGCAUCUCCGAGCUAUCCAAAUUUGUACAGCGGUGGAGCCGAUUGCUUGUGGACAUUGACCACGUCGAGUGAUGCGCGAUUUACGCUGAUUUGUGAUCCACUCUCCAUUUCUUGUACGGGGGAUUACCUGCUAGUCUCACCCACCGGUGACAUCGCCUUCAGAGAUUCUGCUAACCCAAUUUGCGGGACCGGGAAACUACAAGUGACCUCGAAAGCAAAUACUAUUGCGAUCGCGUUUCAUUCGGCCUAUUACACGAAUGGCGGGGGAUUCUCUUGCAUAGCUCAAGCACAAGUCCCGCCCAUUGUUUCUAGCACAACCCUUGCCCCUCCCCCAAAUUGCGAUUGCGGAAUAAAAGGACAGAAUCGCGUUGUAGGAGGGCAAAGUGCUGGAGUUACAGAAUGGCCCUGGCAAACUUUAUUGGCAGACAUCAGCCCGUCUGGUGGAGGCUACCAAUUUUGCGGAGCGACGUUAAUCUCACCUUACUGGGUUCUCACGGCUGCCCACUGCACGUACAACCGGCUAGCUACAAAUAUCGGUGUCGUCGUGGGACAAUACAACACGCUAAGCCUUUCCUCUACCUCACAGGUCCGCAGAGUCAGCCAAAUUAUCCAGCAUCCGAAUUUUAAUCGGACAACAGUCAACCACGAUAUAGCCCUUCUGAAACUGGAUUCUCCAGUUUCAUUCUCGAAUGCUGUUCGGCCCGUCUGUCUUCCAACUCGUUUUACCAAUUACGAUUUUGAUAAACAAAUUGGCGUCGUUACUGGUUGGGGAACAACAAGUUUCGGAGGAACAGCCUCGGAGAACUUGCUUGAGGUAUCGCUCCCUAUUAUAUCUACAGCAAACUGCCGACUUAAUUCGAUCGUCGGUUCCAAAAUUACGGACAAUAUGUUUUGCACUUAUGCUGAGAAUAAAGAUGCCUGUCAAGGGGAUUCAGGAGGUCCCUUGAACUGGAUUGAUCCGCAAACUGGUCGAGCGUACAUUGUGGGAAUCACCAGCUUUGGUAUCGGCUGCGCGAAACUCGAUACACCUGGGAUCUAUACAAAAGUGACAAACUAUUUAUCAUGGAUGCAGCAAUACACAGGGACAAUAUGCACAGUAUAAAUACAAUGCCACAGCGAACUGCAAAAGGAACAGGCAAGCCCCCAAGAAAAUAAUAAAUCAUUUCUUUUCUUUACGUAGAUAGCAUACCAUAUUUUUUUGUG
Messenger RNA from Daphnia carinata, 1547 nucleotides. Its product is annotated as chymotrypsinogen A-like. Bases 136 to 1446 code for a protein of 436 amino acids. The record is from RefSeq and is a predicted model, not a curated record. NCBI's taxonomy places the organism in Eukaryota, Metazoa, Arthropoda, Branchiopoda, Diplostraca, Daphniidae. Gene Ontology annotation, biological process: proteolysis. Gene Ontology annotation, molecular function: serine-type endopeptidase activity. The transcript is spliced from 8 exons.